Messenger RNA from Astyanax mexicanus (Mexican tetra), 8295 nucleotides. RefSeq names its product replication timing regulatory factor 1 (gene rif1). Gene Ontology annotation, cellular component: nucleus. The transcript has 36 exons. Gene Ontology annotation, biological process: telomere maintenance. The record is from RefSeq and is a predicted model, not a curated record. The coding region runs from base 186 to 7475 and encodes 2429 amino acids. NCBI's taxonomy places the organism in Eukaryota, Metazoa, Chordata, Actinopteri, Characiformes, Acestrorhamphidae.
UCGUUUGGCGCCAGCGUUUUCGCGGGGUUGGAGGAGCUGAGGGAAACUUAGCUGUGGUGACAGUUAGUUUACAGUGCGUUUCGCAGUAAAAACGCUCUCCUGGCUGGAUUCAGCUCGCCCCGCUCGUCCAUGUUCCCGCUGUGUGUGGUGGGCCGUGUUCCUGUGUUGAGUGUGAGGGUGUGAGGAUGAUGGCCACGGUACCUCUGUCAAGCUCCAGCCUUCUUCCUCUCCUGGAGUCUUUAGAAGAUGAUGCAGCCGGAGCGUCAGAGCAGACUGAUGCUUACCUUACUAUUGCCAAUCGACUCAGUGGAGAAGAUGGGCGACAAUUCUUUCCUAUAAUUGUUAAGCACUUUUCACGUCUGGGCAAAUCUCUUCAAACUCACAUAUCCAGUGAGAAUGAAGAGCUAAGUCAGGCUGCUCUUCAAGCUUUGGGCUUUUGUGUAUUCAACACAAACAUUGUCUCAGGCAUCCCAGCUCAUUUUGCUGAGGAAAUACUUUUAGCCCUUUGUGCGCUAGUAUUAAAAUCCACAGACAAGAACACAUGCACCCGAGCAUUAUGGGUUAUCUCAAAGCAGAACUUUCCUGCAGAGGUGGUGUCCAAGAAGACACCAGAAAUCCUCAAGACUCUAGAUGCCAUGCAGACAAGAGACAUACAGUCAAUUCUGAUGGAGCAUGAGUCACUUAAUGUUGUUAUAAAGCUUCUGGAUCAGGCACCCACUCAGAUGGGUCAAGGAGCAGUGUUCUGGGCUAAGCUGGUCAUUCCUCUGGUGGUCCACUCUGCCUCGAAAGUGCGCCUGCGUGCAGCUGCAGCCUUAGAGAUGGGAUUGCCCCUUCUUCUGGAGAAACAGCAGGAGGUGGCUGCCAUUGUAGAGCCAAUGAUGUCAACGAAACUCAUCCCAGAAAUGCAGAAACUCUUCUCCACAAAGAAUGAAAGUAAUGUUCUGAAGCUCUGGCCUUUAUUUGUUAAACUUUUGGGCAAGUUGCUUCACAAAGGAGGUGCCUUCAUAAACUCGCUGCUGUAUUUGGAGGAGCUGGGUUUCCGCAGCUCUUCUCCCAACAUUAAGAAAAUUGCUUUCCUUGCCUGGAAGAGCCUUAUUGACAACUUUGCUCUUAAUCCUGAAAUCCUUUGUAGCAGCAAACGACUGAAGCUGCUCAUGCAGCCCCUCAGCUCCAUUCUUGUGAGGACUGAAGCCCUGUUACUCACCAAGUUAGAGGUCUGGUGGUAUCUGGUAGUUAAACUGGGGCCCAACUUAGCUACUAAUUUUGAGCAGGUUGCUCUACCACUGCUACAGAAUACACUUUCUCCAGAUGGGUCACUGCAGGGCCCAGCCACUCCUGCUAGAAACAGUAGCCAGAGCAAUGGUGUUGGGCUGAGCACCCCUAAAUCAAGUGUUCCUUCAUGUAGCACUCCAGGUGCUAAUCCUCGAUUGAGCCUGAACAGCAGCACAAUGAGCCUCAACAGCAGCACAAAUGUCCAACAGUCCUACACCUCCAUCCAGCUGCUGGGACUUGAAAUGCUCCUGCACUACUUUCUAGGCUCUCAGGCCACUUCUGCUGCUGCAAAAAACAAGCUGCAACUUAAUCUUGAACCUCUGACCCACAACCUGCUGAGCAGCCAGUCUUUCUUCAGCAAGCACUCUUCUACUUUUAUCUCUUCUGUUAAGAAUGCCUUCAUGGCUGUGGGCAAGGAUGCUCCAGAACCACUGCUUAGUCUGAUUUGGAAUAGCCUUGUUAACCUAGUCAGUACAACUAUAGAGACCGCUGGUAAUAAAAAGGAAAGACAGGGUUCUGAAGUACUUACUCACCUGCUGCAAGCACUGCAGUCCAUCCUGUCUUCUGAGGCCCUGCCAGCUCCACGUGCUCUGGCUUUGUUGGAAGCCACAGUGAAGGGCAUACCUCAGAAAGUACUUGGCUCAGCUGCAUAUCAAGUUGCCAACAUGGAUGUCCUAAAUGGUACACCAGCACUUUUUCUAAUACUGCUCUUCUACAACAGCAACAUGCUCUCAUCAUUCUUGGCUGAUGAGAAGUUUUUCCUGUGCCUUGAGACACUGGUCAGUUGUGGUCUCAGUGGACCUACUUCACCCUUAGCUUUUGUAGAGGCAGUUUUAGGCACAAUCAGUCGCAAUGUAGAAGCUGUGGAAAACAAAGAGCAUUUAUGGCGAAUGUGGAGUGUGGUUGUGAAUCCUCUGACUGAUACCAUUACACAGACAAACGAGGUAAACCAGGGAGAUGCUCUUGAGCAUAACUUCAGUGCAAUUCACAGCGCCUUGAUGUUCCCCAUUACUCACCUUUUGCCCGGAUCUGCUCUUCCACAGAUGACACAGAAGUCUAUGCUGAGCACAUGGUCCAGACUUUACAAGGCAUUUGCUCGCUGUUCGGCUCUGGUGGCCACAGCAGAGGAGAAUGUGUGCUGUGAAGAAUUAUGCACCAAGAUUUCUGCUACUCUAGAUGGUCAAGCCCUCAAGACUUUGUCCACACUUGAUGCAGUGGCGAAUAUCUUGCACUCGAUUGUUGACAGUGUGGAUUUUUCUCCGUUCACUCCACAAUUUCAGCAGAAGAUGAAAUCACCACACACUCCACUAGGUUGGGUCCGGAAGAGGAACAAUGCUUUAGGGAAUCUCUCAAAAUUCCAUGUCCUGUUGGUGCAGUCUUUGGAUGCUUUACAGCAUUUGAACUCCUCAAAUGAUGGUGGUGCAGUUUUAAGCAGCAUCGGCAGCAUGCUCAUCUCCGUUGUCUCUACGCUUUUUACAAGCCUUGCUCUGCCCACGGUUAUUCACGAGUCUCUGUCUUCACUUACCAAAGCUCUUGCACUACUAUAUGAACAAGUAGAAAGCUCAGACGACGAACAGUCAAAGUCGCACUCUGUGCUAGGAUCCAAGUUGGAGAAGUUGGCAGGGGAAAUGCUUGGCUGCCUCCAGACACGUUCUGCACUUCUGUAUGAUGAUGAUCUACUGGCAGUGCUUUCUCCUCUGCUUUGUGUCCUUUUUCCACAUAAAAACAAGCAAAUUCGUUUAUCUGUCACUCAGUUCUGGAAUGCCACUUUUGGAAAUGCACUUACUCUGACGUACCCUGAGAUGCUCACGCCUGUUUUAAGCCAAGCUAAGCAGAAGGCUCCUUUAAUUUUACCUGGAUUUGAAGCAGUUGGAAACUCAGAAGAUUUCAGUGGAGAGAUUUCAAGCGAGUGUUCUCAACUUGACACUAAAAUCAGUGGGAUCAAGGUGACACCAGCAGCAAAGAGGGAAUCCUUGUUAGCUAAAGCAGGAGAAAUAAAGGAAAGGAGCUCUACCACAUCCAAGCCUGUAUCUGUAAAGCUAGAUUUUGGAUCUCCCAAGCCUCCACGAAGAGAAGUUCUUGAGGAAGAGGCAUCUGUCGAUUUUGUUUUUAUUCCACCUGAGUCAAAGAAGAGGGUUUUAACUGAACACCAGAAAGAAGUCAAAAGGACAAAAAGGGAUGACAUCCCCGCCAUGUACAAUAACCUGGAUGCUUCUUUGGAUACUACAGUCUUCACCCAGUACACUCAGAGUCAAGAGGAAUCCUUGGAUAAAUUGCCAGCGGAUGAAUCUCAAGAUAAAGUAAAUAAGGUUGAAACCAAGGGUUCAGACACUGAGGAAUCAUCUGUGAGCGACUCUAAAGAAGCAGAAAAUAAUGUUUGCCCAGAGAAUGAUUCACCAGAGAAAGUAACAAACAAUGCUGAUGGAGACACUGAGAUGCAGUCGCCUCCUGGAGACCUCCCAGUGUCAGAUGCUGGUGAGCAUGAGGACACCACUGCAAAGGACCACAGCCCGAAUGUGUCUGGUUCAUCUGACAUGAUCUCUGGUACUCCUCCAAAAUCCAGCAGCCGUCGUCAGUCCUUCAUCACUUUGGAGAAAUAUGUAGAACCCAGGCCAGCCAGUCCAAUGAGUGUUACUAAAUUUACUGGCCCACUUACAAGGACUUCUCACAGUCAGGAAACUCCAAAGUCAGAACAUUUGUCUCCAAAGGCCUCUUCCCAUUCACAGCUGGAAGCUGGUACAGGAGCUGGGGAUUCUGCGCCUCAGACUGAGAAAGAAAAUGUAGAGAUGGAGACUGAGAUGACAUCUGUGGCUAAUCAUUCUAAUGAAGGCACAGGAGAUGAGGAGGAUGUGAUCCCAGACACUCAGACUCAGGUUCUGAAUGGAGCAGUUGAUGAUGAAGCAGAUAAUUCUUUGGAUAAAUCCCAGGUAGAGAUGGAAAUAGAAGCUUCACCUGAGGGGCCUUCAGAAGGUCAUUCUCCUGUAUCAAAUUCAAGCCAGGCUGAGCCACGGAGGUCAGGCAGGCGUAGAAGUAAGCCGGUUAGACCAGGUGAAGAGGAAUUAAAAAGUAAACAGCAGAAAAAGGAUUUUGUUGAUAGUUCUGCUUUGCCUGUGACUGAAAAACCUGCACCUACCAAGCAAGACGAAAAUGUUUUGCCUGGCAGAAGUAGAAGAGGUAAAGUUCUUGAAGAGAACAAGGGUGAACUUGAGAAUCAUAGCCAAAAUGACUCCCAAAUAGCUAUGGCUACAACUGUAAGCUCGCCACAAGUAAGAAGUAGAAGUAAGAGUAAAGAGCACAGCCAGACUGAACAUUCCACUGAUAAGCAGUCUCCAUUAAGUCAAUCGGAGAGUCAGUCACAGGGUAGGCCUUCUAGGCGAACAAGACUGUCUGUUAUCAGCUCUGAAGUUUCAGAUAAAUCACAGAGCGGCGAGGGUUCCCAAACUGAUUCUCAAACUGGUGUAUCUGUCUCAAAGAACAAACUUGACACACCUGUACCAAACAUAGCUGAUGGUCAGUCACCUGGUAGGCCAAAAAGAACAAGGAGGGCAGAAGCUGCUGAUGCGCAAAGCAAAGAAAAGCAUGCAAAUGAAAAUGAACCAGUCAGUGACUUAAGUCAGUCUGGUUCUCAGACUUUGGCGCCUGCAAGAGGCAGACCAGGGAGACGGAAGAAGGCUGAGGAAGAUGCGGCCUCCAGCAAAGACGCUGCUCAAUCCCAGUCAGUUAAUUCUGAAUCUUCACAGACUGAGGAAACGAAAGACUCUCAAGAUUCUUCUCAAGGACGUAACAAAUACAACACUCGUCGCUCAUCUCAAGGUUUGUUGCAGCCUGUUGAGAACUCUGAGUCUGGUACUUCAGAGACCAAAGAAGGCCAGAGAACUAAAAAGGCUAGAGGCCACAGAUCAUUGGCUUCUGAAGUGGUGCCAGACACAACAGCGCAUAAUAAAGUUUCAGAGAAAAUGUUGGACAAGGAGAAUGCAGAUCCUGUUGAAAUGACUGAGAAACCAGUAGAGCCAGAGGCCUGCUUAGGUGUGAGCAUACUUUCUAAGACCAGUUCAGACGAGAAAGAGGAGAAGGUUUCUGUAACUGAAGAUCCAGAAAGUUCAGGUCCUGUUUCUGAUGUUUCUAGUGAAAAACAGGAGGAGAAUGUACAAUGUGAUUCUCAAACUGAUCCUUCUGUUCUGAAGAGCAAACCUGUUGUAUCAGAUGAGGCUAGCCAGUCACCUAAUGCAGAAUCAGCUAAAAGUGAGCAGAAACAUGAAGAAUCUAAGAUGGAAGUAGAUUCUGAGAAGGUAGAGGAGAGUGCUGCAAUGGAAGAGAAGGCUAUGGAGGGACAAACGUUGGCAUCUUCACAGAACAACCUAGUUCUUCCUGAAAAGGUAGUUUUAAAGACUCCAGAUCUGCACAGAUGCCCACAUACUAAGAGAGGUCGUGGUCGGAGACGUUCUGCAAACUGUAACUGUUUCCUGGCUCGUAGCGCUGCCCUCUCUCAAGAAAAUGUUACCAGUGAUUCUCAAGCUUCUCAAGACCUAAACAAUGAACUCUCUCAGCAAUCUAACACUUUGCAAUCUGAGUUAAGUGAUGCCAAGCCUGACUUAAUAGAAAAGGAAGGUGAUGUGGCAGUUGUAGACAACUGUCCAGUGGUUGCUGGUGAUCAAUCUUCACCUGCUUUAACUAACACAACUGAUGGAGGACUUCCCACUGAAACCCCAGUAGAAGAACCUGAUGUAAUUAAUAUCCAGGAGUCUGGUGUGAAAGAAGAUACAAACCAGGUAGUAGAGGAAGACCAAAAUGGAAAUGCAGAUGAAGGAGCUGGUGAUGCAGAGAAAAAGAUUCAAGAAAAGGAAAAUGACAGCUGCCCCACUGGGAACACCAUUAGUCAUGAGCAGUCUCUACGUUUAAGCCCUCAAGGUGCCUCUGAGAACCACGGUGAACCUGUGGAGGAUGGCGCACUAUGCCAAGACCAGUCAGAAUUACCUGUCCAGCAGAUUGCAGUUGACUGUGACAGUGAAGAAAAGCCUGAAUUGCCAAUGAAGGACGAUGAGCAGGAAAUCGGUGAGGAUGGUAUUACUCCUCACUUAGAAGAGGAUGCCGAAGAUGCGCAGAUAGACCAAGAAGACCAAGAAGUCGAACCAAAGGCUGAUCUGAGUGAGGUCCCUCUGCCUCCUCAGACUGCCUCCGCUGCUGAAACAUGCCUAGACUCCCCACCCAAGCACAAGUACUCUGAAGCUCUUUGUGGAGAAGUAGCACAGAGUCCCAGUGGUAGUGUAACUCGAGGCGUAUGGUCCCCAACAGCUUCCCCAUCCACCAGCAUUCUUAAGAAAGGACAGAAGAGGCAAUUUGAAGAUGAUACUCCAUCUCCACUUUUAAAGUCUCGCAGAGUGUCCUUUGCAAACCCAAUUUACCAGCAGGAACUGGCUGAUGACAUUGACCGUCGUAGUCCAGUAAUAAGGACCAGUUCCCCAAGAUCCAAAUCUAUCGGACAACCCAAGUACAUCACCACUCCAACCAAAGGUCUUUUGACGCUCAGUCCCCGCAAUCUUCGCAGUCCAGGUUAUAAGAGUUCCAAAAAAUGCCUAAUCUCUGAAAUGAGUCAGGAGCCUCGGCCAAUUCCAAAGGACUGCGUUUAUCCAGCUCUGGUCUGUUGCUCUACUCCUGUAGAGGCUGUUCUUCCACAGAUUUCCUCCAACAUGUGGCCACGAGGUCUUGGUCAGCUUGUUCGAGCCAGGAACAUCAAGACCGUUGGGGAUUUAAGUGCUCUUACCCCCAGUGAAAUCAAGCUGCUCCCUGUUCGCUCACCAAAGCUCUCAAAUGUGAAGAAAGCACUUAAAACCUAUCAUGAACAACAGCGAAAAGGACGACCUGAUGACCUGAAGAGCUUUGAUGAAAUGGAGAAAAUGACCUCUGAACCUGAAGAGGUAGAUGCUGCUCCAAAUCAAGAGGAGGAGCACGUUUCAACAAAUGCACAAGAUGUUCUCACAUCAGAGAUGACACCAGUAUCCGAGCAGAAGGAAGAAGCACCAGUAUCUGUGGAGUUGUUGUCAGAUGUUGCUGCUUUGGGUGCUCGACUAACCCCGGAGGAGCUCAGUCGCUGUACGCCGAGGGAACUGGGUGCGAUGCACGAACAGCUGAGUGGAAUGAUGAGAAAUAUUGUGGAUCAUCUUCAGUCCCGUUUAGUCAGCAAACUUGAGGACAGUUUACUCUGAUGGCAACCGGAUCUUAACCCUGAAUCUUCUGAAAGGAUCAUCUAUUCUUCAUUGUCAGGUUAUUAGCAGUGGACUACUUGGAUUUUAAUCAUAAUUUUAUCCCUUUUUCUUUUUUUGAUUUUUUUUUGUUUCCUUCCUGUAGAUGGAUAGCAGGACUUUCUCAGAACAGCUUGUUCUAUUUUUAAUGUCCACAUAAUGGCAUCAUAUGAAGUGGUGACUUCACUUCUGUUUUUAUAGGACUUAAAUGCAGACCAGGAUGCAGAUGGCACUUUUUUAAAUAUUCCAGUACUCUUUAAAUAAAUAAAUAAAUAAAUGAAGACAAAAUACUUUUAACUGAAUGUACAUCACUAUGGAGCGAAAAAAAAAAAAAAAAAAAAAGCAUUUGUCCUUUUCGUUAACAUUAACGAGAGCUGUGGAAACACUUGUGCUUCGAAUGUGGUGAAAAACUGAUUACCAAACACAUUGAAAGAUUUCCUUCUGCUCAGUUUAUGGUGUAGAAUUCUUUGGAUGCCUUUACUUUAUUUAGCAAACUCAUUCUGGAUACAAUUCCAAGUUCAAGUCUGGUGAGUUAAUGUUCAGUCAUAAAGUCAUAUGUUAAACAGACUCUUCCCUUACAUUGUAUAAAACCAACAUUUACAGACUAGUGAAUAACUGUACAUAAACUAAGGUGAGAAGGUAGCGCAUGCAUGCAGUGAAGGGAAAUGUGAAUAUUUAGUUCUGCAUCUCUAUGCUGUUGCAACACACUUCUGUAGGCUAUGGUGUGUUUCACGUUUGUUACUUUUUUUUGUUUGUUUUUUAAAUAAAGACUCAAAUAAAUAGA